Messenger RNA from Scophthalmus maximus (turbot), 2412 nucleotides. RefSeq names its product spindle apparatus coiled-coil protein 1 (gene spdl1). Gene Ontology annotation, cellular component: outer kinetochore; spindle pole. Bases 252 to 1991 code for a protein of 579 amino acids. The record is from RefSeq and is a predicted model, not a curated record. Gene Ontology annotation, molecular function: kinetochore binding. The transcript has 14 exons. NCBI's taxonomy places the organism in Eukaryota, Metazoa, Chordata, Actinopteri, Pleuronectiformes, Scophthalmidae. Gene Ontology annotation, biological process: mitotic spindle assembly checkpoint signaling; protein localization to kinetochore; establishment of mitotic spindle orientation.
GUUGAACUGUGAUUCAAACCGUGGCGGUUUGUGACUUUUACAGAACAUAGUUCGCUGACAAGGUAAAGAAAAAAAGGUUCUCGUGUCCAUUUAGUAACGGUAUGAAUGACAAUGACCUACUGUUUGUAAUUAGACACCCGCCCUUAGGAAACAUGGAGCGUUAACGUCCUUUGUGUGAUCUAAACAACAACAACAAAAGAGAAUGCGGAAAUAGGGCCAUUACCCGCGACGGUGGUUGACCGAUAAGUCAGAUGGCGGCAGCAGAGGAGUUGGAGCUGCUCAGGAGCCAGCUGAAGGAGCGGGACGGGCAGCUCCACCAGGCGGCUCAGGCUGGCUUAGAUCUCCUCAGGCAGCAGAUGGAACUGCAAAACAGACUGGAUGAACAGAGAGUAGAGAUGACCAACGCCCUUGAGGCCCUCGAGCAGGACAAGUACUCUCUGCGGAAGGAGGUGGAGUUGAAGACGCGGAUGCUGGAGUCACUGAAGUCAGACUAUGAGUGUGUGAAGAACCAGCAGAGACAGCAGCUUCAGGGACAACAGAUGAAUCUGGAGAGGAGCCACAGCAUGGCACUCAGUGAGCUCAACAACAAGAUGCUGAGGUUGCAGUCAUCCCUGGAGGAAUCUCAACUGAAUGAGAAACAGUUGAAACACAAACUUGAGGUGCAGACUGAGACUCUGAACAACAAAAUGGAGGAGCUGCAAGCUCUGAACGAGCACAACCAGAGCUCCAUGACCUCUGAGAUGAUGGAGGUGCAGCUGAAGAUCAUGGAACUGGAGACCAUCAAGGUGGAGUUGGAGCAGACUCUGCAGGAAUAUCAGUACAGAGAGCAGCAGCUGCAGCUGACCAACAGCAGCCUGCAGCGUCACCUGGAGCGAAUCACAGAGGAGAAAGAGGAGGGAGAGAAAGAGGCAGUUUCCUGGUUUAAUGCAUUAGAGAAAUCUCGCGAGGUGAACCGGGACCUCCAGAUCCAGCUGGAUCAAGCUCUACAGCAAGCCCAGGAUCCCAACAGCAAAGGGAACUCUCUGUUUGCUGAGCUGGAGGAUAAGCGUGCAGCGAUGGAGAGACAGCUGAUCAGUAUGAAAGUCCAGUAUCAGUCGUUGCAGAAACAACACAGCUUCAGUAAACAGCAGCUACAGCGGAUGAAGGUUCAGAUAGCCACUCUGAUGCAGCUCCAGGGUUCCAGGGCUGACCCUGCUCAGCUGGAAAGACUCCAGUCAAUGCUCUCAGAGAAAAAUGGGGAGAUCCAAAAUCUCAUGACUAAACUACAGAGACUGGAGAAGGUGGAGAUGAUACUCAAGUCUAAGCCAGCGAAUGUAGCUCCAGCUGAAAAUGGUGAUGGCCAAGAUGAAACCUACUACACUGACCUGCUUAAAAUGAAGCUCAACAAUACUGUUAAAGAUGCAGAGCGUCUGGGAGAUGAGCUUUCCCUGCAGAGGAUGAAGUCUUUGUCGGAGAGCCAGAGAGCCCUGGAGCUGGAGAGAAAACUCUUCACAUCUGAGCGGUUGCUCAAACAGACUCAGAGUGACAAGAUCAAGCUACAGCUGCGAGUAGAGGAGCUACAGCACAAAUGUGAACCCAGAGAAGCAAAAAAGAAUCUGAUCCAGAAGAUGAAGAAGGAGAAACUUCCUGUGGACAUCGGAACCUCCACUCAGGAAAGCAGGCUUGACAAGGGCGAGCAGUUAGUUGCGGUGGAGACGGAUGUCACACAUAACAGGACUACAGGCCCCAAGGCCGACAUCAAUCUAACAACCGAGGCAGGAAGCUCAACACAAGAGCUGACUGAGCCACGUGCUGCUAAGUGUGUGAAGAUCAGUGAGGGGGAGCCACUUGUGAUUCCCAGCCUCAGCUCUCCUGUGAAUGACAGCGGAGAGAUGGAGAUGGAGAACAAGCAGCAGAACCAAAGAGAGGAGAGGAUAAAGAAACAGAAAACAGUGGAGAUGAUCCACGUGAGCUCUAACAGCAGCAUGGAGAACCAGUGUGCUCAGCAGUAGUCCUCUCUUGUAACAUGUGUAUGUAUGCUGAUAUAUAUUCAAAUAUUUGGAUGUGACCGUUGAGUUGUACUUCCUCUGUUGAUUUGACUGUUUUUGCUGUUUACUGUCAUUAAAUUGAAACCCUUGCAGUAUUAAAACAUUAACAACAGAGUAUUUUGAGAACAAUUAUCCACUGCGCUUUCAUAAAGUAUUUUGAAGUAUAAUUUUUUUUUCUGUUAUAUAAGGCCUGCAAUAUAAAACAUUUAUCCCACAUUAGUCUACACUUGUAUGACAAAGCUAAAACAGAAUUUCAUUAAUACUUGCACAUUUAUCAAGAAAAGGGAAAAACAUUAAGUAUCCAGACAUUUGAAAUUGAUCUUCUCAUUUCCCGAUCAUCUGAGCUGUUUCUUGAGUCCACCUGUGAUAAAUUCAGUUGAUUGGA